Diaporthe batatas is the source of this 243-nucleotide messenger RNA. RefSeq lists its product as uncharacterized. The coding region runs from base 1 to 243 and encodes 80 amino acids. The transcript is spliced from 3 exons. The record is from RefSeq and is a predicted model, not a curated record. Lineage: Eukaryota; Fungi; Ascomycota; Sordariomycetes; Diaporthales; Diaporthaceae.
AUGUGCCCGAGUUCCAAGGUUGGCUUCGAGAUACUCCACGGCUGCUACGAAGCGAACAACACCAGCUGCUGGCCCGCCUACACGCCUCCCAAGUCACCGCAGGCUCCCCGUCCUGGCCCUGCGACUGGCUACCACGCAACUACGCCGCCGCACCAAGAUCUGGGAGGGGGGACGGGGGUUGUUCCCAAGACAUCUCAGGACCAUUCAUGGGUACGGGGCCUGGCGGGGCUCACGCUACCUUAA